AUGGCAGAUCCUUAUUUUUAUCAAAGAAAUCAAAUAGAUAUAUUACUGGGAGCAGUUGAGUUCUGGAAAAUAUUAUUAUUAAAAAGACAAACCAUAGAUCAUAUGGUGUUACAAAGAACAAAAUUGGGUUUUAUUAUAACAGGCGGAUUAAAUUUAAAAACAAAUAAUAGAUUAAUCAGUUGUACUUCUAUUGAUACACAAUUGGAAAGAUUUUGGGUAAUGGAGGAGCAACUAGAAAGAGAAGAAAACUUAAGCGGCGAAGACAAACGUUGUGAAGAGCUUUUUUCAAGAGAUUGUAAGAGAAACGAGGAUGGAAGAUUUAUUGUGUCUUUACCAAAGAGAGAAAUAAUUUCGCUAGGAAAUUCAAAACAAGGAGCUGAACAAAGAUUUUACAACAUGGAAAAUAAAUUAAAUAAGAACGAAAACAUGAAAAAACAUUAUACACAGUUCAUGCAAGAAUAUGAGAAUUUGAAUCAUAUGACAGAAAUAAACAAAGAUGAGAUGACUGAUAAUGGUUUCUAUCUACCUCAUCAUCCAGUAUUAAAACAAGACAGUAUGACAACUAAAUUAAGAGUUGUUUUCGAUGGGUCUUUUAAGAGUAGUAAUGGUUUAUCUAUAAAUGAUAACUUGUUAAUGGGUCCAAAUAUACAGAAUGAGUUACUUGACAUUAUUAUACGUUUUAGAACCUAUCCAUAUGUUUUAACUGCAGACAUAGGUAUGAUGUAUCGUCAAAUAUUAGUUCAUAAAGAAGAUAGAAAAUACCAAAAGAUAUGUUGGCGAGAAACGGAAACUGAACCAUUGAAAUAUUAUGAACUUAAUACUGUUACAUAUGGAACGACAUGCGCUCCUUAUUUAGCGUUAAGAACAUUAAAACAACUAGCGCAAGACGAUGGACAUAAGUUUGCAAAGGCUAAAUCUGUUCUAUUAAAUGACUUCUACAUGGAUGAUUUGUUAACUGGAACUAAUACUAUACAGGAAGCUAUAACAUUGCAGCAGAACUUGAAUGACUUGCUUUCAUCGGGAGGUUUUAAGUUACGGAAAUGGCGUGCUAAUCAUUUAGAUAUAUUGGCGCAUCUGGAAAGGGAAACUAUUAAUGAAAAAUUAUUAGUUAUAAAAGAAGAAGGUCCGAUUAAAACAUUGGGUUUAUUGUGGAAUUCUAAAUCAGAUAACAUUACAUAUACCAUCAAGGCAAAUGUUUCAAAAAACAACAAAAUGACAAAGAGACAUAUUUUAUCAAGAAUUGCAACCAUAUACGAUCCGUUGGGACUUCUGUCUCCAAUAAUUGUAAGAGCAAAAAUAUUCAUGCAACAAUUAUGGCAGUUAAACAUUGAUUGGGAUACUAACAUUUCAGAAGAACUUCAAGAUACAUGGACAAAUUUUAUAAAUUCAUUGUGCUACAUUAAUGAAUUGCAUAUACCCAGACAUGUGAACCCUUCACAGAGUACGUUUGAUAUUUAUGGGUUUUGUGACGCAAGUGAAAAGGCGUAUGGCGCAUGUUUAUAUGCAGUGUCAAAAGAUGAUCAGGGUAACUACAUUUCCAAUUUGAUUUGUGGAAAAUCAAGAGCGGCACCGAUAAAGGCACAGACAUUAACUUCCAACUACAUUUGGCAACAUGUUGACGGAUUUGAUAAUCCAGCUGAUGUUGUAUCGCGUGGAAUUACUGCAGAAGAAUUACUAAAUCAUGAUUUGUGGUGGUUUGGUCCAAAAUGGAUACGAACUGGACAUUGGCCUAAACAAGCAGAAGAAUAUGAAACAACAGAAGAACAUAAGGUACGAAAAGUAGUACUUCCCGUACUUCAAACGUUGUCUAUAUUAACGAGAUAUUCAAGAUUUGAUAAAUUAAAAAGGGUCAUAGGUUAUUGUCUUAGAUGGAAAAAUCAGUUGAGUGAAAGAAUAAGUGGAGAUUUAACAGUUGCUGAACUAAAGGAAGCAGAAUUAACAAUAAUUAAAAUGGUACAACAAUCAAGUUUCGNGUUGCUGAACUAA
Onthophagus taurus is the source of this 1986-nucleotide messenger RNA. RefSeq lists its product as uncharacterized. Gene Ontology annotation, molecular function: nucleic acid binding. Lineage: Eukaryota; Metazoa; Arthropoda; Insecta; Coleoptera; Scarabaeidae. The record is from RefSeq and is a predicted model, not a curated record. Gene Ontology annotation, biological process: DNA integration.